Molecule: messenger RNA, 2094 nt
Organism: Phialemonium atrogriseum
Lineage: Eukaryota; Fungi; Ascomycota; Sordariomycetes; Cephalothecales; Cephalothecaceae
Product: delta(14)-sterol reductase
Exons: 3
Coding region: 373-1836 (487 amino acids)
Biological process (GO): ergosterol biosynthetic process
Cellular component (GO): endoplasmic reticulum membrane
Molecular function (GO): Delta14-sterol reductase activity
Source: RefSeq, a predicted model, not a curated record
AUGCUAGGACGGGAGCUCCAAUCUACCUAGAAUCAUGUGCAGUCAAACCCAAUAUUUGGACGACAUACUUGCAGCCCCCAGUGUUUAGAAAAUGCAGGAUAAAAGCUGAGAACUGAUGCUAACUGCUCCCUAUCUUGCACGUGACCCCUUUUGUGGAGCUCCAUCCCAAAGCAGUAGCAACGACAUCAUCGCGACCUCAGCCCACCGGGAAUCCAGCGAUCCGCGAAUUCGAGGUCUUGGCAACCCCCGUGGAUUGAGGAAAUCCGGCGACCCCCGCUCCCUCACUCUUCUUCCCUCUAUAAAAGUCGUCCUCAAGGACGGACCGGGAACACUAUUUCGAAACUACCAGCAGCGACCCAAAGGAAGGGAGAAAUGGCGAAAACAAAAAAGCAGGCCAAGCCGGCAGCGCAACCUGCGCACGGAUAUGAGUUUUUCGGACCACCAGGAGCAUUCGGUAUUAGUUUCGGUCUCCCGAUUCUCCUAUACGUCUUCACCUUCGCCUGCAACGAUGUCUCGGGUUGCCCUGCGCCUUCUCUCUUCAGCCCAAAGACCCUGUCCCUCGAGACCCUGAAGCACGAGGUCGGAUGGCCUGUCGAUGGAAUAGCUGGUCUCGUAAGCUGGAGGGUGACUGGUUGGAUUCUGGCCUACUACCUUUUCAGCGCCAUCCUAUACCGUGUGCUCCCGGGGACCGAGGUGGAAGGGUUGGAGCUGCCAAACGGUGGGCGGCUGAAGUACAAGUUCAAUGCCUUUGCUUCCACCACGUUCACUCUCGCCCUGUGUCUCGCCGGCACCAUCGCUCAAGGGGCGGACUUCCCGGUCUGGACCUUCAUCUCGGACAACUACCUGCAGCUCCUGACCACGAGCAUCCUCAUCUCGUUCGCCCUCGCAACCUUCGUCUACAUUCGUAGCUUCAGCGUGAAGCCGGGCAAUCCGGAUCACCGGGAACUGGCUGCUGGGGGCCAUAGCGGCAACCUGCUGUACGACUGGUUCAUCGGGCGCGAGCUCAACCCGCGGAUAUCGAUUCCUCUUAUCGGAGAGAUCGAUAUCAAGGAGUUCAUGGAGCUGCGCCCCGGCAUGCUCGGCUGGAUGCUCCUGAAUUCUGCCUUCAUCGCCAAGCAGUACAGGACCUACGGCUUUGUCACGGACAGCAUCGUCUUCAUCUCGGUCAUACAGGCAAUCUACAUAUUAGACUCUCAGCUGAUGGAGCCUGCCAUCCUGACCACGAUAGACAUCACGACCGACGGCUUCGGCCACAUGCUUGCCUUCGGCGACCUGGUCUGGGUCCCGUUCCUCUACUCGACCCAGACGCGCUAUCUCUCCAUCUACCCGAGAUCGUUGGGAUGGCUCGGCCUCUCGGUCAUGGGCUCCGUCUUGGUCGCCGGUUACUCCAUCUUCCGCCUGUCGAACAGCCAGAAGAACGUGUUCCGCACGGAUCCCAACGACCCACGGGUCGCCCACCUCAAGUACCUGGAGACCAAGGCCGGCACGCGGCUGCUCAUCUCGGGCUGGUGGGGUACCGCGAGGCACAUCAACUACCUCGGGGACUGGAUCCAGAGCUGGCCGUACAGCCUGCCGACCGGCCUCGCCGGGUACACGAUCCUGACCGCGGGUACCGGCGCCGAGGGCGCCUACAAGAUGGCGGACGGUCGGGAGAUUGUCCAGGGCGAUGCGAAGGGCUGGGGCAUGGUCUUCACGUACUUCUAUAUCGUCUACUUUGCCGUCUUGCUGAUCCAUCGUGACAGAAGGGAUGACGAGAAGUGCGCCAAGAAGUAUGGUGACGACUGGGAGAAGUAUAAGAAGGCUGUCCGCUGGAGGAUUGUUCCCGGUCUCUACUAGUAGGGACUCGUGAAGGAUUAGCCUUUCUUUUCAUGUAAAGCUUUUCCGGGGGAGAAUGUGGGACCUCUGGAUCCCAAGACUCCCGACCGAGUGUAAUUGUAAUGUAAAUAUAGGGUGCUAGCCACGCAACGACUCGCUGGCUGGUCGAGAGAAAAAAAUUCAUGGAAAUUGUCACUUGAAGCUCCUUUGGAUAUCCACUAGUACAUGUUAGAGCAAAGGGAUACAGUGAAAUCCACCGUAUAUGUUAAUAACGAGCCU